Molecule: messenger RNA, 1715 nt
Organism: Argiope bruennichi
Lineage: Eukaryota; Metazoa; Arthropoda; Arachnida; Araneae; Araneidae
Product: ankyrin repeat and LEM domain-containing protein 2-like
Exons: 11
Coding region: 129-1502 (457 amino acids)
Molecular function (GO): protein binding
Source: RefSeq, a predicted model, not a curated record
AAGAAGAUUUUAUUUUUGAUGGGACUCCUUCUGAAUCAGGAAGUGAAGAUGAGCUGGAUCCAAGUGCAAAAUCAGAUUAUUCAGCUCAAUCUGAUGAAGGAUUUUCAUGCUUGGCAACUUCUGAAGAUAUGCUACUGAUGCGAGGAUUUAUAAAAAAUGGGGAAGUAGAAAAUUUUUCCCAAUUUAUCUGGAAUUGCCCAGGUAUAUUUUAUUGUGGAGACUUACUUCCGACAGUGACGCAUGAAGAUGCUCAGUACAAUCUUCUUCAACUCGCAACCGUUUUAAAUUCGCCAUUAUUUUGCCAGGUCAUUUUAGACAUAUUGCAACACCCUCGUUUUGCCAGACGGUUGUUUCCUAAUCAAACAGAUGACGAGCGUUCAAAAAAAAUCACCAAACUAAUUGACAUGUAUUUGAACUCGGGUUCAGACGAGACCGGAGAUACUCCCCUGCAUUAUGCGUCCAAAUUGGGAUAUACGGAUUGCUGCAAAAUUUUGUUGGCCAAUCCAUUAUGUAAAACACUAAUCAAUCAUUCGGGUUUUACUCCUUUGAGCUUGAUGUUUGAGAAAGAUUCUAAUCAGUUAAAGAAAGUACUUACCGAUGGCUUGCUGUAUGUACCCAUCUUUCGCUCCUACGAAGAUUUACAACCAUUUGUAGGAAGACCUACUAAUUGUAAAGAAUUAAAGUCAUUGGAAAAUUUCCAGGAUUUUGGAACGGAGCAAAUGUGCAAAAAGCAUUCACUUUAUUUUCUGAAUGCUUUUGCUGGACCAAUGUCAUCUGAAAUGGCUAACAAAUUUUACGUUACACUGAAUGAACCUUCAUCGAGCUCCUUAUUCACAUAUGAAGAAGUAAUGGACAUUCAUUUAAUUAAGCAGCAAGAGCCAAGCAGAGGUUUAGAGAGAAUUGGCAGAAGCUUAGCUGAAGAGCUGAAAAUAAAUUGGAGUGAAUUUUUUCCAAUUCUCGAAGUUUAUACAGACUUAGCUACUGAGGAAGGACUCCAAGUUUUGGAAAAAUUUUUUGACCAAAGAUGGAACAAGUGCACUCGUUAUCAUCCAUUACCAUCAGUUAGUACUGAACCCUACAUUACAUCAAUAAUGUUAGCUGGUCUGUACCCGCCUCAAGACAAUCCGCUCAGGCACAAAGCAAAUACCCAUUAUUGCUAUCAUAAGAAAUUUUUCGAAGAUAUGGUUGAAGUUGAUGUGGAACCGUGUUCUGGAUUACACCGAAGAUCUAUGCAGUAUGAAAUACUUGGUGAAAAUGAAACGUUUAUUAAUGGGUCUUUUUUGUCAGAUCUUGACGAGGAAAUAUAUAUUUCCUUGAAGGCCGUUGACAAUAAUCUGUAUCCUAAUAUACAUAAAUGGAAGAUGGAAAUAACAGCUUGCUUACAAGAAAAAAUGUCAAAUGUUCCUAAUUUUGGUGAAUUCAAUGCCUUGAAGCCGAUUCCUGUACCAAAAGUUUUAUGUGCAAGGCGUUCCUCACCAUUAAGUAAACGCAAGAAAGUGUAAAGAUUUCUUUCAGGGAUUAAACAUUUGAAGAUUGAUUCAAUGUGAUGAAUAUUUUUUUUGAAUGUUUUAACAUAAAGCCAUAUUAUUUUCUUUACAAUGUAUGUGACAUUGCACAAUUUUUUCUUUAUACUGUUUGCAUACGUUGUACAUAUGCAAGCAAAGUUUUAAAAUGAGGGAUUAGUAAGAAUUUUUGUAUACUUUUUAUACGAUGAA